CGGACGGUGUGUGAGAGCGUCCCGCUGCUCCAGAAUCAUCUCAGUAAAGACUAAAACUGUUCAGCGAGGUUGGGUUUGUUCGGUAGAAUGACUCGGGUGGAGGAAAUAGCGAGCUUGACGUGAUUGCGGGUCGGCUGAUUCGCUCAGAUAUCGUCGAUACCUGUUAGUCGAGCCUGUGAGGCAGAGCUGGCACAAAAGGCAAAGGCUUGGACUCUCGAGCUCUAUGCCAGCAGUUAUGACAAUGUUAGCUGACCACGCAGCCAGACAGCUGCUGGAUUUCAACCAGAAACUGGACAUUAACCUCCUGGACAACGUGGUUAAUUGCUUGUACCAUGGAGUUGGACCACAGCAAAGAAUGGCCCAGGAGGUCCUCACCCAUCUGAAGGAGCACCCAGAUGCCUGGACCAGAGUGGACACCAUUCUGGAGUUCUCCCAGAACAUGAACACCAAAUACUAUGCUCUGCAGAUUCUGGAAACGGUCAUUAAGACGAGAUGGAAGAUUCUGCCCAGAAACCAGUGCGAAGGGAUUAAAAAAUAUGUCGUGGGUCUCAUUAUUAAGACAUCGUCUGAUGCUGCCAGCGUUGAAAAAGAGAAGGUGUACAUUGGAAAACUCAACAUGAUUCUAGUGCAGAUCCUGAAGCAGGAGUGGCCCAAGCACUGGCCCACCUUCAUCAGCGACAUUGUAGGAGCUAGCCGAACCAGCGAGAGCCUCUGCCAGAACAACAUGAUCAUCCUGAAGCUGCUCAGCGAGGAGGUGUUUGACUUCUCCAGUGGGCAGAUGACACAGGUCAAAGCCAAGCACCUAAAGGACAGCAUGUGUAACGAGUUCUCGCAGAUCUUUCAGCUCUGCCAGUUUGUGAUGGAAAACUCCCAGAAUGCCCCUUUGGUACACGCCACCUUGGAGACCCUGCUCCGCUUUCUGAAUUGGAUCCCGCUGGGCUACAUCUUCGAGACCAAACUCAUUAGCACGCUGGUGUACAAGUUCCUGAACGUUCCCAUGUUUCGAAACGUGACGCUGAAGUGUCUGACCGAGAUCGCAGGUGUGAGUGUGAGCCAGUACGAAGAGCAGUUCGUCACGCUCUUCACGCUCACCAUGAUGCAGCUCAAACAGAUGCUGCCUCUGAACACAAACAUCCGGCUGGCUUACGCGAACGGCAAAGACGACGAGCAGAACUUCAUUCAGAAUCUGAGCCUGUUCCUCUGCACGUUCCUCAAAGAGCACGGCCAGCUCAUAGAGAAGAGACUCAACCUGCGGGAGACCCUGAUGGAGGCUCUGCACUACAUGCUGCUGGUGUCGGAGGUAGAGGAGACCGAGAUCUUCAAGAUUUGCCUGGAGUACUGGAACCACUUGGCGGCAGAGCUGUACAGAGAGAGUCCGUUCAGCACGUCCACCUCACCGCUGCUCUCUGGCAGUCAGCACUUCGACGUGCCCCCGCGCAGGCAGCUGUACCUGCCUGUUCUGUCCAAGGUGCGUCUGCUGAUGGUGAGCCGCAUGGCUAAGCCAGAGGAGGUGCUGGUGGUGGAGAACGACCAGGGUGAGGUAGUGCGAGAAUUCAUGAAGGACACCGACUCCAUCAACCUCUACAAGAACAUGAGGGAGACACUUGUCUACCUGACUCACCUGGACUAUGCCGACACAGAGAGGAUAAUGACCGAGAAGCUGCACAACCAGGUGAACGGGACCGAAUGGUCCUGGAAAAACCUGAACACACUGUGCUGGGCCAUUGGUUCCAUCAGCGGAGCCAUGCACGAGGAGGAUGAGAAAAGGUUCCUCGUCACGGUUAUUAAGGACUUGCUCGGUCUGUGUGAGCAGAAGCGAGGGAAGGAUAACAAGGCCAUCAUUGCCUCAAACAUCAUGUACAUCGUGGGGCAGUACCCACGAUUCCUGCGUGCGCACUGGAAGUUCCUCAAGACUGUCGUCAACAAACUGUUCGAGUUCAUGCACGAGACCCACGAUGGCGUGCAGGACAUGGCAUGUGACACCUUCAUUAAGAUCGCUCAGAAAUGCAGGAGGCAUUUUGUCCAGGUUCAGGUCGGUGAAGUCAUGCCUUUCAUCGACGAGAUUCUCAACAACAUCAACACCAUCAUCUGUGACCUGCAGCCACAGCAGGUUCACACGUUUUAUGAAGCGGUGGGUUACAUGAUCGGCGCUCAGACAGACCAGGCUGUCCAGGAGCACCUGAUCGAGAAGUACAUGCUGCUACCUAACCAAGUGUGGGACAGUAUCAUCCAGCAGGCCACCAAGAAUGUGGACAUCCUGAAGGACCCAGAGACCGUAAAGCAGUUGGGCAGCAUCCUGAAGACCAACGUGCGAGCGUGCAAGGCUGUGGGUCACCCGUUCGUCAUUCAGCUGGGCCGCAUCUACCUGGACAUGCUGAACGUCUACAAGUGCCUCAGUGAGAACAUCUCGGCGGCUAUUCAAGCCAAUGGUGAAAUGGUGACGAAGCAGCCUCUGAUCAGAAGCAUGCGCACAGUGAAGAGAGAAACCCUCAAACUCAUCUCAGGCUGGGUCAGCCGGUCUAAUGAUCCACAGAUGGUGGGAGAGAACUUCGUCCCCCCUCUGCUGGACGCCGUCCUCAUAGAUUACCAGCGGAACGUCCCGGCGGCCAGGGAACCGGAAGUGCUCAGCACCAUGGCGACCAUCGUGAACAAACUGGGCGGCCACAUCACGACGGAGAUCCCGCAGAUUUUCGACGCCGUGUUCGAGUGCACGCUAAACAUGAUCAACAAGGAUUUCGAGGAGUAUCCAGAGCACCGCACACACUUCUUUUACCUGCUCCAAGCUGUAAAUUCUCACUGCUUCCCGGCUUUCCUGGCCAUACCACCGGCACAGUUCAAACUGGUGCUGGACUCCAUCAUCUGGGCCUUUAAACACACUAUGAGAAACGUGGCCGACACCGGUCUGCAGAUCCUCUACACGCUGCUGCAGAACGUGGCUCAGGAAGACGCAGCAGCUCAGAGCUUCUAUCAGACGUACUUCUGCGACAUACUGCAGCACAUCUUCUCUGUGGUCACAGACACGUCACACACAGCUGGUCUGACGAUGCACGCGUCGAUCCUGGCGUACAUGUUUAAUCUGGUGGAGGAGGGCAAGAUCAGCAUGACCCUCAACCCCGGAAGCCCCAUCAGCAAUCAGGCCUUCAUCCAGGAGUAUGUGGCAAACCUGCUCAAAACGGCCUUUUCUCACCUACAGGAUGCGCAGGUGAAGGUGUUUGUGACGGGGCUGUUCAGUUUGAACCAGGACAUCUCUGCGUUUAAGGAGCACCUGAGAGACUUCUUGGUGCAGAUUAAGGAGUUUGCGGGCGAGGACACCACAGACCUGUUCCUCGAGGAGCGCGAGGCGUCUCUGCGCCAGGCUCAGGAGGAGAAGCACAAGCUUCAGAUGUCCGUCCCCGGGAUCCUCAACCCUCACGAAAUGCCCGAGGAGAUGUGUGACUGAGCGCGCACACACACACACAUGGUCCAGCACCUACGACAUCUACAGACAGCCAGGCUGUCCAUAUAGAGGGCCAUCGAGCUGUGUGUGUGUGUGUGUGUGUGUGUGUGUGUGUGUGUGGGAGAGAGAGAAUGAGUGUGUUCCUCCUUUGUGGAGGUGAUAUCUGCACUUGGCUGUCUCUUGACCAAAUCAAAUGCCAAUCUGUAAAAUAAUCCAGUGGUUCUUUUUACAUAAUCUGCGUUUUAUAUAUGGACACUCUUUUGUGUAACACCGCUCCAUAGUUAACUCAGUUAGCUUACGUUUGGUCACUUCUCGGCGCUGCAUGGAACCACCGCCAUCCCUUCCCUUCACAAAGUACUUGUUCUCGCUCUUUAUUCUUGCAGUACUUUGUGUAAACGGUCAUGAGCGAACGUUUGGGUGAACCUGGUUGAUCCCAUGCGACGCUCAUCUCAUUUUAUUUUCUUUUUAUUACCGUUUAAUCCUGGUCUGGGUCGUGGCAGGUACAGUUUCACUGGGAAACACUGCUUGUUUGGGUAUCAGCAUCUCGCACAGUGAUUCCAUGGAAACCGAACCUGUCGCAAUCUGGUGUCCUGUACUGGGGUACACCAAAGCGUGGAGUUUGACCAGAGCUGCCGAAACGUUUGCGCUGGACCGUACAUGGUGUAUUUGUUUGUAUAUUAUGUAUAAAAUUUGCAGUGCGGGUUUUUUUUUUGCUUCCUCUCUCUCUCGCGUUAAAGCACAUGCCAGCGCGGUGAUGAGGAAUCUCAACUCGUAGUUCAGCUCAUCAUCUGGUCGAAGGACGGCCUGUUUGAAUGGACUGUUCAGCGUUUUUGGGUUGUGGUGUUGAGUCUUUGGGGUUUGACGCCUGUCUGAAGGAAGAUUCCUCAUCACUUGUGUUGUAAAUGUGCACGUUUGAACGAUAAAGGAACAAGCCGAUCAAGCUCGCCCCGACGAGGAAUGAAGGGAUGAUCUGCUCUGUUUAAGCAGCGGCUCGGUUAUCGAUCAGCAGCCUUAUUACCAUGGGAACACGUGGAUGCUUCUUCCAGUUAGUGUUUAUUUUUCCUGUCGUGUGUGUGUGUGUGUGUGCGCGCAGUUGUGUGUGUGUGUGUGUGCUGUCGCUUAGCCGACAUCAGGUUCUUUUGUUUUCCUCAAUGAGGAUGGUGGCUCCUUUUUACGAGCUUUCAUUAAAUUCAAGUUUAAAAAAAACAAAAAAAACAAAUAAAAAAAGAAAGUGGUUGAAAUAUUUAUGGGUUUGUUUGUAGGCUGCGUCUUUGUAACUGCUCCAGCGUGAAUUCAUUUAGAGAGACAGUUAUGGAGGGAUUUAUUUUGUACUAAUUUACUUCGUUUACCAUGCUUUAGUGUUCCAAGACACUACCUAAGGUUUUGUUUUAUUUCCCUGUUUGUUUUCGGUUUUAUUUCUUAACCUUCAGUUUAAAUCAAAAUCCAAACACGCAGACAUGCUCAGUAGAAAAAUUCAGCCGUGGAUCAUCCCCUGAUUUUAAGUGUUACGUUUGAUGUGAAGCAUUUUUUUUAACUGAUUAAAGUAGAAAGGAUUUUAUAA
This is a messenger RNA of Trichomycterus rosablanca, 4997 nucleotides long. RefSeq names its product exportin 1 (CRM1 homolog, yeast) b (gene xpo1b). The record is from RefSeq and is a predicted model, not a curated record. Gene Ontology annotation, biological process: ribosomal large subunit export from nucleus; protein export from nucleus; ribosomal small subunit export from nucleus. The transcript has 26 exons. NCBI's taxonomy places the organism in Eukaryota, Metazoa, Chordata, Actinopteri, Siluriformes, Trichomycteridae. Gene Ontology annotation, cellular component: nucleus; cytoplasm. Gene Ontology annotation, molecular function: small GTPase binding; nuclear export signal receptor activity. The coding region runs from base 224 to 3439 and encodes 1071 amino acids.